Messenger RNA from Protopolystoma xenopodis, 1416 nucleotides. The record is from the annotation of a GenBank genome assembly. Lineage: Eukaryota; Metazoa; Platyhelminthes; Monogenea; Polystomatidea; Polystomatidae.
AUGAAUGACGACCCAACCAGUCUGACAGAUGACUUCGAGAGGUUUUGUCAGAUGGCCCACGGCUCACCGCAGCGAAACGCGUCAGAGUCGUCUGGAGGAGCCGACUUCCUGGCGGCUCCACAGCCGAACAUGCGGCGAAGUCGAGCGUCAAGCAUGCGAGAGACUCGUCGUCGCAACUCGCUGCAUCCCAACUCGGUCGGCGCCAACGGUGCAGCUCGUCUUGCCGGUGGUUCGCGGUCUCCCAAUUUGCGUUCUGGCAACGCUACAGCCGGGUCCAUGUUCCACCCUGCCGGCUCGAACCGGACAGCGUUGGGCCCGAGCCCGCAACACGGCUUUCCCGACAACUAUCCGGCCAACGAGAGCAGAGGAGAGUCGAGGCUGAGCCCCAGGCGGUAUUCGGCCAUGUCGCCGGCAGGCGGCGCUCCCAGUCCGGGCAAACUGGCCAGUCCGGAUAGCACAACCGCCGGGCCGGAUCUGCUGGCGAAGGAGCAGCAGAUGGGAGGUCAAAUGGCCAAUUCGCUCGGCUGGCCCGAGUCGUUGGCUUCAAGAUCCCGAUCCGGCUCCAUGAAGGAGGGUCGAAUGUCGUCUGCCUGUCAGCAGUUGAGCCCGACUCUGGCGGCCCGACAGACAAGAGACAGUCUGGGCGUAAUACGUGUCCGCAGUUUCAGGAGGACGAAAAAUGGCCAAGUGGUCAGUCAAGGCGACCGGGCUGUUAUCACCUCGACGCCUGCUGCAAGGUUAGUCGAUUCGACCGGAACCCGGCGCUCGAUCAACACUGGCUGGACGGGACAACAUGGAAACGAGCCUUGUCUAGUCGCAGAUGAGACGCCGGAAAAUGACUUUCUAGAGCUCCCGGCAAUCACGACGACACAGGCUUCUCCCAGAGCCUACCAUCAUCACCACCAUCCGACACAUGCUCAGCAGCAGCUGAUGCAACAGUUGCAUCAAAAGCAGCCGACACUCUCCCAUUUGGCUCCGAUGCACUCUGCCUCGUUGCGUUCUAUUUCUAUGGCGCAGAAUGAAGAGGUUGCGGCCGAGAUCAAUUUGGCUCUUCAGCGCCAUCGUCUUUCCGGCUCCACCAGUCAAAUGCUGCGAGUUCAAGUAAUAGGAGCCGAGCAGGUUGGCAAAACCAGUUUGUGCGAGCAGUUUCUCAGCUCUGAGUCCCUAGACGACGGAUUUGAUUCAAGUGAGUGCCCCCAAAAUCAACGAUGCUACCUGCAGGCUCGAGUUAGCCCAGAGUAUCGAGGCGUUUUUCAAACAUUUAGUAUCAAACAAUUUAGGCUUUCUAAUGAGAUAGUGGCUGGUACGUCCGUUUGCCCUCUGCACUCAUACCUAAUCAACCACACGGAGCCAUGUAGAAUCAAGUUGUACAAAUUGUUGCCAUUCGGUGAUCAAGUUGUAAACAUUAGAUAUUGA